AUGGACAUUGUGGAGAGACGGAAGAUUCUGGGAAAAAGGGUUGCGAGGCCGCUGGAGUGGCUGGCGAGUUCGCUGCCCAGCAAUUACAAGGGCAGCAACCACUGUGAGAGAAAAGAUCGUUCGGAACCACCGCCGCCUGCCGACAGCCCGACUUUCAACAGCCCUAACUCUGCCGACAAGCCACCUCUAGGCUCUCAGACCUCCGCUUCGUUUCAUCUUGGAGGUGUUGGGAAGUCCCAGGAGUGGAUGAGCAAACUACGAGGCAUGAGUGUUGAGCUUCGAAACAGUGGACUGAGACCCACCCGUGUGGCGAUACUAGAUACGGGAUGCAAGCUCGCGACGGAAUACUUUCAGGGCCAUGAGAAGCGACAAGCCCAGAUCAAGGGAUACAAGGAUUUUGUCACCGACUCCGAGGGGCCUCAGUUUAUGAGCGACUCAGACGGGCAUGGGACUCUCAUGACUACUCUCGUGACAGAAGUCACACCGUUCGCGGACAUUUAUGUCGCGAAAGUGACGGAAAAAGAUCUCAAUACCUCCGGCACUGCAGAUAGGAUCAGCAAGGCCUUAAGAUGGGCGGCCAUCGACAAUGAGUGCAGCAUCAUCUCGAUGUCUUGGGGACACGACGACGAGGACAAAGUCAUUGAGGAUGCCGUGACGAAAGUACUCGGUGAUAGAAAGGGUAAGAUAGUCUUCCUCGCCGCCGCGGGCAACGACGGCCUUUACCAAGGCGCGACCACCCCCGCAAAGCUGAAGACUGUGUUCUCGAUACGCUCGGCCGAUUCCGAUGGGAACCCCAGCAGCACGAAUCCCCCGUUGGAGGAGCCAUACACGAACCUAUCACUCACCGCGAUCGGCCAAGACGUUCCAGAGAGGCUUUGUGAAUACAUUCCCGAUACGCGUAGGGCGGGCUCUUCGGUCGCUACGGCGGUGGCAGCGGGAAUCACUGCCCUUUUGCUUUCAGCGGUAUGA
Messenger RNA from Aspergillus aculeatinus CBS 121060, 969 nucleotides. RefSeq names its product subtilisin-like protein. Gene Ontology annotation, molecular function: serine-type endopeptidase activity. Gene Ontology annotation, biological process: proteolysis. Lineage: Eukaryota; Fungi; Ascomycota; Eurotiomycetes; Eurotiales; Aspergillaceae. The record is from RefSeq and is a predicted model, not a curated record. The coding region runs from base 1 to 969 and encodes 322 amino acids. The transcript has 3 exons.